Messenger RNA from Panicum hallii, 1123 nucleotides. RefSeq names its product peptidyl-prolyl cis-trans isomerase FKBP20-2, chloroplastic. Gene Ontology annotation, molecular function: peptidyl-prolyl cis-trans isomerase activity. NCBI's taxonomy places the organism in Eukaryota, Viridiplantae, Streptophyta, Magnoliopsida, Poales, Poaceae. The record is from RefSeq and is a predicted model, not a curated record. The coding region runs from base 114 to 863 and encodes 249 amino acids. The transcript has 7 exons.
CGAGCCCAAAACCCAAAACCCAAACCCAAACCCGCCGAUCAGCUUAUCCCCUUCCGCAGCACACGACGAACUGCGAGAGGAGGCAGAGGCGAAGCGAGCCAAUUGGGGAGGAGAUGGAGCCGAUGCCCUCCUCCCGCUCCGUGCUCUCCUCCUGCAAUCGGAUGGUUGUUCUUGCUCCGUCCAGGAGGGUAUCCGCGAGUGCGAAGCGGAAGGAGAAGGGAGUAGUAUGUAUUUUGGGUGAUGAGAAGAACGUGGAAGAGGGGAAGAUCCGGAGGAGAGCAGCAUUUUCCUUGCUGCUGGCUUCGCCGGUGCUGUCAGUGGCGUUCUCAGCCUAUGCGAAGAGUAAAAGCAUGAACCCUUACGACGAAAGGCGGCUGCUUCAGCAGAAUAAGAAGAUUCAGGAAGCCAACCGUGCCCCCGAAGACUUCCCAAACUUCAUCAGAGAAGGUUUUGAGGUCAAAGUAGUGACAUCGGACAACUACAUAACACGGGACUCUGGACUAAUGUAUGAGGACAUAAAAGUUGGUACAGGCAACUCUCCAAAGGAUGGUCAGCAGAUUAUAUUUCAUUAUGUGGGCUACAACGAAGCGGGUCGAAGGAUAGAUAGCACCUAUAUUCAAGGUUCCCCUGCAAAGAUUCGGUUAGGGAAUGGAACACUGGUUCCAGGUUUUGAAGAAGGCAUACGGGACAUGAAACCAGGUGGUAAGAGAAGGAUUAUAAUACCUCCAGAGCUUGGUCCUCCUGUCGGGCCAUCGACAUUCUUCAGCGCGAAGCAGUUCGAGGUGUUCGACGUCGAGCUCCUGGCGGUGCAGGACUGCCAACGGAGGACGAUAGCCUUUUAUUCUGAUGUUGUGUGCAGCUGAGCAUCUGCUGAUAUCCCAUCAAAGCCUCACCACCGGGCAGCACGUUUCCAUCAUCUUCCUGCAUCUUUGGCUGCUGACAGGAUUUUUGCUGGUGGUCGGGGUUGUUGUGUAAUUGUAUAGCCAUCUGUUGUUUCUGCGACAGUAAAGGUUACUGGUAGACUGACAGUGUAUUAGCUCUUCAUUUUUUGUCUUGAAUAUCAUGAUAAUGGCAUAUGCGCGCAUUUGGUGCGUCUUUUUAGAAGGUGGCAUGCGUACCUUGA